This is a messenger RNA of Sporothrix schenckii 1099-18, 1338 nucleotides long. RefSeq lists its product as uncharacterized. The record is from RefSeq and is a predicted model, not a curated record. Bases 1 to 1338 code for a protein of 445 amino acids. NCBI's taxonomy places the organism in Eukaryota, Fungi, Ascomycota, Sordariomycetes, Ophiostomatales, Ophiostomataceae. The transcript has a single exon.
AUGCCGUCCCGCAAGCCUACGCUGGUGCUGUCCACACCCGUCACGGCAUCGUUUCCCGCCGAGGCGCUCAUGUCGGCUGCCUCGGUGCGCACGCCGCACUCGGCUAUCUCGACGUCCUGGCGGGAGUCGGCAGCUUUGCCGUCGGCUGGUCUGCCCUCUGCUGGACUUCAUUCUGCUGGGCUCCCCUCUGCUGGGCUCCCCUCUGCCGGUCUCCCAUCUGCGGGGCUUCCGUCGGCUGGCCUCCAUUCGGCGGGUCUUUUGUCGGCGGGCCUCUACUCGCCCAUUGUCGCUAUCAAGACCGAAGAAGGCUUGAUGAAGACGCCCUUGUCACCGCCCGUCGCCUACAUGGAUUUCUUGAAGCUGGCCAGCCCCAGUGCCACCAGCCCCUGCACUAGCAGCCCGGUCACCACCACAUCAGCUGCCGCCACCGCGGACACUAGCACACAUACGGGCAGUCGCUCAAAUCACACCCGGCCGCGCAUGCUUCACCGUGCCUCGAUAUCCGGACCGGUCAAGAUCACGGCGAGCAAUCUCGGCUCAACAAAACCCACUGCCGGGGUGAAGUCCGCUGCUGCUGCUGCCGCCGCUGCCGCCGCCACGGCAUCGUCGACAUCACUAGCGUCUACGUCGUCUGCAUCCAACUCAGACACCGAAUCUUUGGGCAACGACGCCGAGGACAAGGACACCCUCGACAGCGGACCGUCCACGGCGUCCAGCAACGCCACAGACUGCUGUACAUGUGAGCACAGCCACGAAAGAGCACACAAGUCACCCAAGAUAGCACGCAUCGACACGGCCAUUCCCGCCAGCGCCUUUUCCCCGAGCAGCAUCCCCACAUCGGCCCCGCCCAUCGGCCGCACGACCUUCCCGAGUCUCAAGAUCCCCAUCUCACCGGCCAUCUCCAACACCAACUCGCCCAUCCGGUCGCCGUUCAGCGCCAAGUCCACGAGCAUCACGUCACCGUUUGACUGGGAGUCGGCGCUCAAGGCGCGCUAUGCCGAGUUCAAGGCGCCACCGGCCAAGUCGCACGCGCAUGCCCUUGCACAGGCCAAGGCGCCUGUCCCAGCACCUGCUGCAGCUGCUACUGCUACUGCGUCGGCUUCCGCAUCGGCGCCUGGCUGCGCCAAGUGCUCAAACAAGGCCGUCCCAUCCAGCACGUCCACGUCCACCACGACGUCCAUGGCCGCCUCGGCCAGCAACGCCGCCAAAACCAGCAUCCGCCAUAUCCGCGAAGUCGUCACGCGCACGGUGACAUAUACGCCGCGUGUGGAUCCGCCACGCAUGAACGCACCGCCCAAGGGCAAGAAGCGGAAGAUUGAUUGCGACGAUUCGGCGUGA